Messenger RNA from Dipodomys ordii (Ord's kangaroo rat), 1630 nucleotides. RefSeq names its product transcription elongation factor A (SII) N-terminal and central domain containing 2 (gene Tceanc2). NCBI's taxonomy places the organism in Eukaryota, Metazoa, Chordata, Mammalia, Rodentia, Heteromyidae. The record is from RefSeq and is a predicted model, not a curated record. The coding region runs from base 165 to 791 and encodes 208 amino acids. The transcript has 5 exons. Gene Ontology annotation, cellular component: nucleus. Gene Ontology annotation, biological process: DNA-templated transcription.
AGGACCCUCGUAAGCAGCCACCCUGAGACUAGGCCUGGGAGGAACCAAGUGUAUAUUUCCGACCUCACGGCCUGGAGCCUGUAGGAAUACAGGGACCUAGUUGCUGCCAGGGCUGUUUUUCCUGAAUACGCUGCAAGCACGGGAAAAUAGUUGGAGUCCUAACAAUGGAUAAGUUUGUCAUUCGAACUCCUAGAACCCAGAAUAGCCCACAGAAGAAAGGUACUGGAGGAAAGAUUUACAAGCAGGCUACGAUUGAAUCUCUAAAGAGAGUUGUGGUUGUAGAAGACAUAAAAAGAUGGAAGUCUAUGUUGGAGCUUCCUGACCAAACCAAAGAGAAUCUAGUUGAAGCCUUACAAGAAUUAAAGAAGAAGAUACCCUCAAGGGAAGUGUUAAAGUCAACGAGAAUAGGUCAUGCUGUGAACAAGAUGCGUAAACACUCAGAUUCAGAGGUGGCUAGUCUUGCCAAAGAAGUUUAUACUGAGUGGAAAACUUUCAUUGAAAAACAUUUGGAUAGACCUCCUAUUGAAGUUCGAAGUGAUCCCAAAACUGAGUCAUUUAGAAAAAAUGCCCAGAAAUUACUUUCAGAAGCCUUGGAAUUAAAGAUGGAUCACCUACUGGUUGAAAAUAUUGAGCGGGAAACGUUUCAUCUCUGCUCCCGCCUCAUUAACGGGCCGUACCGGCGGACGGUGAGAGCUCUGGUCUUCACAUUAAAGCACCGAGCUGAGAUCCGGGAUCAGGUGAAGAACGGCUCACUGCCGGUCGGCACGUUUGUACAGACCCACAAAAAGUGACCCAGGACCGUUCCAACCCUGGGCUGGGCAGAGAGGAAAAGGGGCUUCUCUUUGCCAUUCAAAGACUCUUUUGAGUUUGGGUGACGGCGGGCACUGGCUGUGCUAAAUUUUCCCAUGGUGCCAUUCCUUCAGACAGGAGGCGGGAGCCAUGGGAGACAGGCCUGCAGGAGCAUGCUUCAUUAGCUGCGGUGCGCGGGUGCUGCCUAACAGGACGCACGCCGGCUGUCACUGGGAAGCGCCAUACGGUUGCCAUCACCCAACACGGGGGAAGGGUGAUGGAUUUCACUGUGAGCAUGCCAAGGACACCUCUAAACUUCCCAUGUCAGGCAGAUGAAGUUACCACUUUAUUUCGCCACCCUGCAGGUAACUGAAACUCAAUUACCGCUGCUGCUCACUCGGUUCCAUCCCCCUGAGUUUAGACAGCUCCGGUGCCUCUCAGAACUCCCUGUCUGUUCUCUUUGCUCUACCCCAGGGGUGAGCCUGCCAGAGCCUUGCACUAGCCCUGCUUUCCACAGCUCACUUAUCUGAGUGGUUCAGCUCUCCCUGGAAGACCUUCUGCGUUGGUCUCCGGAGCCCCCAUGCUGAGGCUUCUAAUGAGGAACUGGCCCGAAGCCUUCCCCGCACCUCGGGUUUAUUUGAAUACUUCUGCUCUCAGUCUAAGACUCUGUAGAAGAUGCAUAAUGAAAUUGCUCUUGCAAUGAAUUACUGCUGUUGAAAAAAACACAUACAUAGAGAUUUCAAAAUGGAAUACUUUCAUAGGGCCUGCCCUGUAAACAUUUAUGUAAAUGAUAUUUGCUUUUUAAAAAUAAUAAUAAACUGAUGUGUAUUUUAAAACAAAA